AUGUCCUCGAACCCGCUGCUGCACCUCCAGUUCCCCACCCCGGCCUCAAUCGCACACCUGCACGACCACCUCGCCCAAGACACCCUCCGCCACCUCGCAGCUUCGCGGGUCCUCGUCGCUCGCAGCAGCAGCAGUAGCAGCAGCAGAAACAGUCACGAAAACAGCGCCAACGGUGACAGCGCAUCAUCGCCAUCGCCAGACAGCAGCGUCGCCUCGUUUGUGAAAUGGGACCUCGUCGGCGUUCCCACACUCGGUUCGGAGCGCUUAGAUGCGGGCGAGCAGCCGCAGCAGCAUGCUACUGCUGCAGAACAGCAAGGAGGAGAGGAAAGCCAUUAUCAACAGCAACACCAAAAAAAGCAUGUGGUGGUGGACGAGGACGAACAAGAGGACCUGUGGCCCGUCUCAGCCAACCAAGAAUACCUCACCGCCUACUCUACCGCCGCCUCGUCCGCUCGCAAGCAAGCAAUGGGCACCCGGCCUUUUGUCCAUCUGACCUUCCUGUGUACCGACGACGGGUUCCGGGGCCGCGGAGCCGGGACGGCACUCGUGCGCGCCGUUUCAGACGAGGCGGCGUCCAGAGGGUUGCCGGUGUUCCUGGAGAGCACAAUGGACGCUGCGCCGUUCUACAAGAAGCUGGGCUUCGCCAAGGUCGGCGGGUUCCGGAUCUCGAUACCUGCGAAGAAUGGCGGCGAGGAAACGUACGAGGAGGUUUGUAUGAUGCUGGAAGCGGAGGCUGCGUGA
Messenger RNA from Colletotrichum aenigma, 741 nucleotides. RefSeq lists its product as uncharacterized. Gene Ontology annotation, molecular function: acyltransferase activity, transferring groups other than amino-acyl groups. NCBI's taxonomy places the organism in Eukaryota, Fungi, Ascomycota, Sordariomycetes, Glomerellales, Glomerellaceae. Bases 1 to 741 code for a protein of 246 amino acids. The record is from RefSeq and is a predicted model, not a curated record. The transcript is spliced from 2 exons.